CCAUUCACCAGUCACUGCAUCGAUCAUAUCAGCCAUCACUUUGAGCAAUUAAGUUUGAAAGGAAAGCAUACUUUUGUAGCUUUCUGCGGAGUCUUCUCAACAUAAUAACGUGUGUUCUGCGCGAAUUGCCGACUCUACCUUCCGCUGGCGUAGUGACUUUGACGUUUUUGUCCCGUUUAGUAGGCCUUGAGGUAGUUUCCUGAACUGUGCUUACAAGGAGGUAAGGGCGACGUGCCAGCAGCGGAGAAUCAUGGCCGAGGAUGCAAAGCAAUCAGUGAAGAAUGUUACUCGUGGGGUGUUGACUACAUUCAAUCGUGCUCGUCAAUUGACUGAGGAGAAACUCGGCCAUUCAGAGAAGACAGACUUUGACCAGAAUUUUGAGAACCUAUCAGCACGUGCUGAUCGUUCAAAACUCUGGACGGAGAAAAUUGUGAAAGAAGCGGAGCAUGUACUUCGGCCAUCAGCAGGCAGUAAUGAAAAGAUUGAGGACUUUGUUCGAGGCAAGCUUGGCCGGGGCUUGCCGACAAGACUUGUUCCCGUUGAGGUUCUGGGUCAACAAAUGACAAGUGCAGGUCAUGAAUAUGGACCCAUACCUCUUGGUCAUGCAUUGUUGAAGUGUGGAGAGACGGAAUGUGCUCUUGGUAUAGCUGAGAAGGAGUUUGUCGGCACAGGAGUCAACCGAUUUGUCAUACCUAUGAAGAAGUUUCUGGAUGAGGAGAUCAGAUCACUCCAGAGAGAGCGUUCAGUCCUCAAUCGCAAACGUCUCGACCUUGAUUCCGCCAAGGCCCGGCAAAAGCGAGCAAAAACCACUGAUCGUAUGCAAGCUGCUGAUGCCGAAGUUCGACAGUGUCAGAAUGACUUUGAUCGCCAAUAUGAACUGACAAAGUUGAUGUUGGAAGGUUUGUCCAAAUCUCGGGUUUCUCAAGUUCGUAAUUUACAAGAUUUCAUUGAGGCACAGGAAACUUACCAUCGUACUUGUGCUGAGCAACUCCAAGAAUUGCAACAAGAUCUGAGAAGAUCAUUCUCGGCUAUGAAUGCAACUGCACCUCCACCGGAAGAAGCUUUUUCUUCUGCUGCAUCAGACUUUGCCUCACCUACAGCAUCGGCAGCAUCAACCCCAUCAUCAGAUAUGACAACAACACAAACAUUCAGCUCUGCUCCAGUCCAUCGCCGUGCUAAAGUCACCUAUGAUUAUGAUGCCGCUAAUGAACAGGAACUCUCACUGCUUGCUGAUGAGGUUAUUGUUGUAUACAGCAGUCCAGGGUUGGAUUCUGGUUACAUGAUGGCAGAGAGAGGCGCAGAGAAAGGACGAGUACCUGUAGCAUACAUUGAGUUGCUUUGAACUUAUAUAUGUAGUGAGUAAUUUUAAUAAUUACGAAAACUCCUGUUCGUUGUGCAACCUACAAUGUUCUUGCUGCUGCUGCUGCUACUUCUUCUUCUGCCACAUGUGUUGCUUCUGAUGCUUCCAGCGCCACCUGAAUAUCCAGCUCUGGCUUUGCAUUUCACCAAUGCAUGUGAUACGCGCGCGAGCGCGCGUGUGUUUGUGUGUGUGUGUGUGUGUGUGUGUGUGUGUGUGUGUGUGUGUGUGUGUGUGUGUUGAGCCUUGUGUGCUAGCACGGUCAGUAUCUCUCAUUGCCUAUGGACUACAAGUAUUAGUUAUAUCCUUGCAUCAAAAGUAUUUUCACUGUAUCUGUCCAGGAAACUGUUUUCCCAAUGGGUACCCCAAUUCUCUGCAUCUAUUCCAUUGUCAUCUAUUCCAUUGACUAUUUUCUACUGAGCAGUUUCUACUGAGCAGUUUCUGUAUUCUAUGUGUGCCAUCCAGCUGUGAUGUUAUGCUGUUUUCUAUAUCACGGUUCUGCUAUUUGCAAUGCUGUCCAAUGACUUGUUCUAUGUUUAAGCCACUUAUCACCUUCUUUGUAUGUAGUGAUGUGUAGGCCACAUGCCCACCGUCAUCAUCCAGCAUAGGUAUGCAUUGUGUAGGCCACAUGCCCGCCGUCAUCCAGCAUAGGUAUGCAUUGUGUAGGCCACAUGCCCGCCGUCAUCCAGCAUAGGUAUGCAUUGUGUAGGCCACAUGCCCGCCGUCAUCCAGCAUAGGUAUGCAUUGUGUAGGCCACAUGCCCACCGUCAUCCAGCAUACACAUAGGUAUGCAUUGUAGAAAGGUGUGCAUGAACACUGUCUCUACGCAGGCAGCGUGACCUCACACUUUCACAGAAUUGUAUUAUACCUCAGUACCAAUGCAUUGCAUCUGAUCAUGCCGUUGUCAUCCCGUUAUGUAUGUUUCACAAAUUUCACAAUGUGCUUAGCACAGUAUUUAUUAGCACAGUGGUUUGAGAAUGCAAAUCAUGAACUUGUUAUUGUAA
Messenger RNA from Sycon ciliatum, 2361 nucleotides. RefSeq names its product endophilin-B1-like. Gene Ontology annotation, molecular function: protein binding. Bases 251 to 1342 code for a protein of 363 amino acids. The record is from RefSeq and is a predicted model, not a curated record. Gene Ontology annotation, biological process: membrane organization. Gene Ontology annotation, cellular component: membrane; cytoplasm. Lineage: Eukaryota; Metazoa; Porifera; Calcarea; Leucosolenida; Sycettidae. The transcript has 9 exons.